Halteromyces radiatus is the source of this 1096-nucleotide messenger RNA. RefSeq lists its product as uncharacterized. The coding region runs from base 93 to 944 and encodes 283 amino acids. The record is from RefSeq and is a predicted model, not a curated record. The transcript has 6 exons. Lineage: Eukaryota; Fungi; Mucoromycota; Mucoromycetes; Mucorales; Cunninghamellaceae.
UAUCCAGACGACAAAAAACCCCAGUUUCGACCAUUGAUGCGCUGAAAACUCGUCCGAAAUUGCCGGUUUUUCUUCUACUUUAUUGGUGAUUGAUGGCUUUAUUUAGGGCGUGGUCCGGACGAUAUAUGGAAGUUAUGGCACAGUUUCGACCAACGAAGCCGAUAAGGAAACCACCACAAAUGAAGAAUGAUGUUUGGACGUUUAUUAGCAAUCUAGCAAGGCAACGCAAAUCAUUAUCACAAACAUACGAAGUCGAAAGCAUUCGUGUAUUGGAAAGGUAUAGUGCAAUAGCUUCUAGUUCAGCUCUCACAGAUGCCGACAACCUUCACCAGCUUCAGCAUGGCACUCCUAUCAGCACCAUUGACGACAGUGACACACAGCAUAGUACCGAUGAUGAAAGUGGAAUGGCCGAUGAUCCUACUUAUGACUUUGAUGGCAAUACAUUUAUCAGCAACGCUUAUUACCUAUCAUUCAAAAAGUUCAAAGGUAUCAAAUUCAAUCAACAUGAUCGACUUUACCUAGAGAAAGCUGCUUCCACCACCUCAUUUGACUCUGGUUUGCAUUCCUCAAUCUACAAUAUUGUGCUACAUUUACUUCGAAAAGUAUAUUUGAACAAUGAUGAAAUAUCUCUAUUGAAAUUGUCUUUAUCAAAUGCUAUCAAUUUUCUGAAUCCUGGUGCCGUGAAUUUGGUGAAAACGUUUAUGGACGAUGGCGCAAGAAGUCUAUUUGAACAGCAAACAAAGGCAGCAAUCACUCAAUUUGACUGCGGUCUCUCUGAACAAUGUAGCUCCUUAUAUGAUGAAUUGAUGGAAAAAACCUUGAUGACCUCCCCCAAUGACGCCAAACUUCUCCAAGCUAUCUACCAGAAAAAGGCAGAUUUAGUGACUACGAUGCAUAGAACUGAUGAACAAUUUUGUCUUUUAUCUAUAUUGGAACAUGUGUAAGUAAAAGGAUGAGGUGACAAUAUACAUUUUAUAGACUGACUGAUCUUUUUUUUUUUUAUAUAUAUAGUGUGGAAGGAAUUGAUGAUUGGUUGAUAACACAAGACGAAUCAGAACUCACUCUUUAUAGACGAUUUGGAUCCAUUCUUGACAUU